This is a messenger RNA of Fopius arisanus, 1580 nucleotides long. RefSeq lists its product as uncharacterized. Lineage: Eukaryota; Metazoa; Arthropoda; Insecta; Hymenoptera; Braconidae. The transcript has 4 exons. The coding region runs from base 493 to 1260 and encodes 255 amino acids. The record is from RefSeq and is a predicted model, not a curated record.
AAUUCCUUGAAUAGAGAACAUUUAUCGAUUGAAUUGAAUGAACAAUGACUUGCUUGGAGAGAAAUCCAAUGGAGACCAGAUGUUUCUCGAAGCAAGUAAUUAUGCUCUUGCAACAAUUAUUUCCUCUCUCUCUGAAUAAUGAAUUUCUGUGUCCAGCAUCAAGAAAGUUUGAAAAGUUAGACCUAUAUCAAGACCUACAUUAAUGACUUUACCGGGUAAUGGGGUCAGGCACGAGAUCAGAGAGUGCGUGGCCUGCGCAGUCUGGCCUCCCAGUCUAAUCAAUAUCAAGUUUUCCCCGGAUAACAACUCCGAUACCAUGUGUGACAGUUCCACACCUAGACUCCCGUGAGAUCAUUGUCAACUGCGUCACGGGUAAUUUCUCAAUUCCCUUAUUAUGUGAGUAGAUCACAUUCCAAUUGGUAAGCUCCCUCAUCAGUUCUUCUGCUUGCCCUGAAGAAGUGAUGUGAAGUGAUUGUGCAGAGCUGAAUCAAAAUGGAUGGCAGAGUGAUGCUGGGUGUGAAUGUCGGCAUCAUCGCCGUCCUGACGAUUUUCACUGGACUGGUGGUGCUUCCGUUGAGACUUCUCCUGGAUACAAACGAGGUCCAGCAGAUCGUUCCGAUGAACAAAACCAUUGUAAUUGAGAAAGAAAUCGAGUUCCGGAGGCUGGGGCUGUGCCCUGCGGGAUACCAACACUGGAUAGCCUCGACCUUCAUGAGCAAUUACGACAGGAACUGCACGUAUGACAAUCCGAAGACACCGAAAGAUGUGAUUAUGGAAAAACCAAACGGCAUCAACUUUCCGGGCUUCCGUGUCAUCCGUCCAAAAUCAGUUCCCGUUACCGAUCACAUACUGGCACUUCUGCUGAUCGUCUCCGUCAUUGGAGCAUUCGUCGAGCUAUUGCGUCUGCGAUUCAUCAACCCUCAGGACACUGGGGAUGACGGGGUGAUGUCCAGACGGCAAUCGAUCGUCGAUCUUAUGCUGCCGAGGAGGUGCAUCUCUCGGGAGCCGAUCAAGCCGCAGAUGUCGUUGGACAGCCACAGAAUGCACCGAUCUCCUCUUAGGAUGCUCGCCACGUCGAAGGCAGGUUGCGUUCCGCCGUUGAUCCGGCGAUCGUCUUUUCCAACUUAUUUCACCCCGGAUGGCACUUGUGAUUCCUCUACACCACCGCACUCAUCACGACGGCCAUCAGUCACCGCGGAUGGUGAAACCGGUGUCAACACGUCUGUUCUUCAUCGCCGAGCUCGACUCAUUCGUCGCUGAGGUGGUGGAUUUUUUUGUGACCCACUGCUUGAUAGGCACAAUUGUGAUUGUCAAUCAAUGUUCUUUCGGGACUUGGAGACUCUUCCGGACGGAUUUCUUCGUCUACGACUUGGAUACACUGGACCUCAUCUCUGACUGAUGGCUGCUCUUCCUAUAUUUUGAAUCGAUUUCUUGGAUUCUGGGAACAGUUUUGUCUUUUUAAAUCGUCUAGGUACAUAUUAAGGAAUCAAACUUUCGAAGAUACUCUUGAAGAUUUUAUGAUGUUUUUGACUUGCAUUCCAGAUCUAUGUGAUACUAUCUACUGUUUGUGAUAUUGUAUU